This is a messenger RNA of Cynara cardunculus var. scolymus (artichoke), 741 nucleotides long. RefSeq names its product floral homeotic protein AGAMOUS-like. Gene Ontology annotation, molecular function: DNA-binding transcription factor activity, RNA polymerase II-specific; protein dimerization activity; RNA polymerase II cis-regulatory region sequence-specific DNA binding. The transcript is spliced from 7 exons. Gene Ontology annotation, biological process: positive regulation of transcription by RNA polymerase II. The record is from RefSeq and is a predicted model, not a curated record. The coding region runs from base 7 to 741 and encodes 244 amino acids. NCBI's taxonomy places the organism in Eukaryota, Viridiplantae, Streptophyta, Magnoliopsida, Asterales, Asteraceae. Gene Ontology annotation, cellular component: nucleus.
CGAUCCAUGUCGUCGUUUCCAAAUGACUCCGGAGACAUGUCUCCACAGAGAAAGCAAGGUAAGGGAAAGAUCGAGAUCAAGCGGAUCGAGAACACCACAAAUCGACAGGUGACUUUUUGUAAGCGCCGAAGCGGGUUGCUCAAGAAGGCCUAUGAGUUGUCUGUUCUUUGCGAUGCUGAGGUUGCGCUUAUCGUCUUCUCAAGCCGUGGCCGCCUUUACGAGUAUGCUAACAACAGUGUUAGAGGAACGAUCGAUAGGUACAAAAAGGCGUGUCUGGAUCCACCUAGCGGUGGCUCGGUUGUUGAAGCCAACGCUCAGUUUUACCAACAAGAAGGUGCAAAACUACGUCAACAAAUCGCAAACCUUCAGAACCAAAACAGGAACAUCAUGGGUGAAUCUUUAACAGACAUGCCGGUGAAGGAUCUCAAGAACCUCGAAGGCAAGUUAGAGAAAGCGAUCAGCAGAAUCCGAUCAAAAAAGAAUGAACUGUUAUUUGCUGAAAUCGAGUAUAUGCAAAAGAGGGAACUUGAAUUGCAUAACAGCAAUCAAUUCCUCCGAGCGAAGAUAGCUGAAAAUGAAAGAGCUCAGCAGCAGCAAAUGAGCUUGAUGCCAGGAAGUUCCGAUUACGAGCUCGUGCCACCUCACCAGCCGUUUGAUGGUCGAAACUACCUUCAACCGAACGAGCUCCAAUCUGAUAACAACUACUCUUGCCAAGAUCAAACGCCUCUCCAGUUAGUGUAA